Fusarium vanettenii 77-13-4 is the source of this 1453-nucleotide messenger RNA. RefSeq lists its product as uncharacterized. The record is from RefSeq and is a predicted model, not a curated record. NCBI's taxonomy places the organism in Eukaryota, Fungi, Ascomycota, Sordariomycetes, Hypocreales, Nectriaceae. The transcript has a single exon. The coding region runs from base 1 to 789 and encodes 262 amino acids.
AUGGUUGCUUCUGACCUCUGCGCCGAUGUGAAUGACUUCCUCGGUGAAUUCAACGCCCACAAGGGUAUGCAACUCACUCGAGAUGCUUUCCCUGCCGUUCCCGCGAGCCAUUAUCCUCCCAGUCUGAUGAUCUCGGAUCAGCCCACUGCCAUAUCCUCCCCUCGCAGUUUCAACAGGUCCAUCAGGAGCAAUUCAACAUACAUGUCGUCUUGCUUCCAAACCAGCACAUCCAUCUCCACUGCCCCUCCUCCUCACGGUCCUCCUCCACCACAUCGACAACGUCCAUCCCUACCCACGACAUCCCUCCUCGUCUGCGAGUUCGUUGGCUUCCAAACAUGUGACGCCCUCUUUGACCCUGACGAUGAGGAGAGUUGGAUCUCACACAUUGUCGACGACCAUUUAAACAACAUCCUUCCCCGCGUCAGCAUGUGCUGGUUCUGCAACGACGUACCGCGCUUCAAGGCCGUUUCGAAAAGUCGUGAGGAUCGCGAGGUGUGCUUUCGGGAGCGCAUGAGACAUAUCGCUGGGCAUUUUCGUCAUGGAUGUUCGAGGGAGCAGAUGCGGCCUGACUUUUUCUUUCUCGAUCAUGUUUAUCAACAUGGGUUGAUCUCUGAGGAGGUGUUCCAAUGGGCAAAGAGGUUUCACGAGGUUCCGCAGAUUCCAAAUCUCUACCCUGCUGGUUGGCGACCAGGUCAAGAGGAAGAGGUUGUGGUGGAAGCCGAGGUCAAUCGUUCGCAUCGUCGUCGUCUGUCCGGUCGAGAUCGUGGCCCGCAGGGAUAUUACCGGUAGCCUUCUCGGUGGCUCUUAUACGUUUCACGUCAACGGUCCGUCGUCGAUCCGGGGCCGAUGCCCACUUAUUCUCCGUCCGGUGGAGUUCCGUCUCGGCCGGCGAUCGGUCUCGGAACCCGGGUUCGGUGCCGGGCAACUCAUUACGUUAUGGCUUUCAAUCAAGCAGGCAUGAUUCUCGUUUGCGUUUCAUCAUUUCAUCGGUUCGUCGCGUUCAUCCUGGGGGUCCCGUGGCAUGGGUGGCAUAUCAUUCGGUCGGGGGGGAUCUACCAAGGUUAGUGCCCGGUAACCCGGGAUACAUGGAGGAAGCAUGGGAAGGGCAGAAUGAUUCAUGGUAUCAUCCAAAUAUUUUGUCAAAUGGUGGAGGUUUCGGUUCAAGCAUAUCAGCGAUAUUUCAUAACGAGUCUGGCUAUUGGGUAUGGACGAGGAGGUUCUCGGAAGGGAAGCAGGACGCAGGUCUUGUUACGUUCGGUGGGGAAAAGAGAGGAAAAAGAAAGGACAAGAGAAAAGGAGAAGGACUAGGCAGCAGUAAGAGAGGGCUGAUGAUUUCCUCCUUGGCCGGUCUUUGCUUAUUUAUUCGGCCGAGACGGAGGAACUGACACGGGGCUUGGAGAAUCAUGCUGACUUGGAAAGAGAAACGAAACACAACCAAAGAAUGAAGCCAGAG